AUGUUUGUAUAUGGGAUGUUCAGUUUACAAAAGAAGGUCAAAAGUGGCGUGGAGGCCCAUGGUGUGGAGGUCCGUGGUGGGGUGGCCCAUGAUGUGGAGGUCCGUGGUGGGGUGGCCCAUGAUGUGGAGGUCCAUGGUGAGGUGGCCCAUGAUAGGGAGGCCCGUAAUGAUGUGGUGGGCCGUGGUGUGGUGGGCCGUGGUGUGGUGGGCCGUGGUGGGGUGGCCCUAACGGAGGUGGUGGUGGGCCAUGGGGAUGUAGAUGAUGUGGCGGACCAUGUGGUCCGUGUGGAGGCA
Molecule: messenger RNA, 294 nt
Organism: Brenthis ino (lesser marbled fritillary)
Lineage: Eukaryota; Metazoa; Arthropoda; Insecta; Lepidoptera; Nymphalidae
Source: the annotation of a GenBank genome assembly